GCCUUGACAACCGCUCGACCAACGACCAACGAGACACAGUCAAGAUGGGUAUCUCACGGGACUCUCGGCACAAGCGCGCCGCUACCGGUGCCAAGCGAGCUUUCUACCGGAAGAAGAGAGCCUUCGAGGCAGGUCGCCAGCCUGCGAACACCCGUAUCGGUGCCAAGCGCAUCCAUGUUGUCCGCACCCGCGGCGGCAACCACAAGUACCGUGCGCUCCGUCUUGACUCGGGCAAUUUCGCCUGGGCCUCGGAGGGCUGCACCCGCAAGACCCGUGUCAUUGUGGUCGCAUACCACCCAUCGAACAACGAGCUCGUCCGUACCAACACCCUGACCAAGUCCGCCGUCGUCCAGGUCGACGCCGCCCCCUUCCGUCAGUGGUACGAGGCCCACUACGGCCAACCGAUCGGUCGCCGUCGCCAGCAAAAGCAAGGCCAGACCGUUGAGGAGGUCAAGAAGAGCAAGUCGGUCGAGAAGAAGCAGGCUGCUCGCUUCGCCGCCUCCGGCAAGGUCGAGCCCGCUCUCGAGAAGCAAUUCGAGGCUGGCCGUCUCUACGCCGUCAUCUCCAGCCGUCCUGGCCAGUCCGGCCGCUGCGAUGGCUACAUCCUCGAGGGCGAGGAGCUCGCCUUCUACCAGCGCAAACUCCACAAGUAAGCGCUGUGCGAGGAAGGGAGUCACGUACUGAAUGGGAGGAGCAAGUCUGGGCAUGGGGGCGUACAUCGGUGUUUCGCCUGGGUGUUGAUGGGUCAUUUCUGGUUGCAUUGCUGCCCGUCGGGUCGAUUUUGGUGGGAUCUGCGGGUAUGAAAAAGAAGGCGGACAGUGCAAUGUCAUUUCCAAUCGCUUUCGUCACCGGUAACAGGGCAUGGCAGGGUUAUUAGGGCAAUGGAAAAUGAAUACCACCACCAUGAAGCAAGCACCAGCACCCCCAAGCAGUCAAUUG
Messenger RNA from Parathielavia appendiculata, 939 nucleotides. RefSeq names its product ribosomal protein S8e. The record is from RefSeq and is a predicted model, not a curated record. Gene Ontology annotation, cellular component: cytosolic small ribosomal subunit; ribosome. The transcript has 5 exons. The coding region runs from base 45 to 653 and encodes 202 amino acids. Gene Ontology annotation, molecular function: structural constituent of ribosome. NCBI's taxonomy places the organism in Eukaryota, Fungi, Ascomycota, Sordariomycetes, Sordariales, Chaetomiaceae. Gene Ontology annotation, biological process: translation; maturation of SSU-rRNA from tricistronic rRNA transcript (SSU-rRNA, 5.8S rRNA, LSU-rRNA).